AUGAGUAUAUGGAAUUACGUAGUGACGGCUCACAAGCCCACCAAUGUCACGCAUUCUUGCGUUGGCAACUUCACUGGGCCACAGGAACUCAAUCUCAUUAUCGCGAAAUGCACCCGUAUCGAGAUACAUUUACUCACACCCCAGGGUUUGCAGCCUAUGUUGGAUGUGCCAAUAUAUGGAAGAAUUGCAACACUUGAACUUUUUCGCCCUCAUGGUGAAGCACAAGAUCUUCUGUUCAUUGCUACAGAAAGAUAUAAAUUUUGUGUACUUCAGUGGGAUCCAGAGGCAGCUGAGGUUAUUACAAGGUAA
Messenger RNA from Thlaspi arvense, 309 nucleotides. NCBI's taxonomy places the organism in Eukaryota, Viridiplantae, Streptophyta, Magnoliopsida, Brassicales, Brassicaceae. The record is from the annotation of a GenBank genome assembly.